AGGUAACUCUGAAACUGUCUUUUUCUUUCCUGUAAAAACUCACCGGCAGGUGAUAAUGGCUCAGGUAAAACCACGCUUAUGGCUAAACUACAGGGAGCAGAACAUGGCCAAAAAGGAAGAGGACUGGAAUACUUAUAUCUCAAUGUUCAUGAUGAAGACAGAGAUGAUCAUACUCGCUGUAAUGUUUGGAUUCUGGAUGGAGACAUAUACAGUAAAGGGCUGUUGAAGUUUGCCGUUUCUGCAGAAUCCCUGCAGCACACCAUUGUAAUCUUUGUUGUGGAUAUGUCUAGACCUUGGACUGCUAUGGAGUCUUUAGAGAAGUGGGCCGGUGUCUUGCGAGAGCAUAUUGAUAAGCUGAAAAUUCCUCCAGAAGAAACGAGAGGCAUGCAACAGAAGAUUAUAAAGGAGUUUCAAGAGUAUGUAGAACCCGAAGAAGCCUACCAAGGAUCAUCCCAGAGAAGGGGCCCUUCUUCGGGCCAAGAGAAUGCAAGUGUUUCUUUGUCACUUGGAGAAAAUGUGCUGACGCACAACCUUGGUAUUCCUGUGCUGGUAGUUUGUACCAAAUGUGAUACAGUGAGCGUACUGGAGAAGAAGCGUGGUUACAGAGAGGAGCACUUUGACUUCAUUCAGUCCCACAUUCGUAGAUUCUGCUUACAGUAUGGAGCUGCCUUGAUUUAUACCUCAGUUAAGGGGGAAAAGAACCUUGAUCUGUUGUAUAAGUACCUUGUACAUAAAAUGUACGGUUUUCAGUUGACCACUCCUGCCUUAGUGGUAGAAAAGGAUGCGGUUUUUAUACCUGCUGGUUGGGACAAUGAAAAGAAAAUUGCCAUUUUACAUGAAAACUUCACAAGAGUGAAACCGGGCUAUGCGUAUGAGGACUUCAUUGCAAAGCCUCGUGUCCGAAAGUUAGUCCAUACUGAAUUGGUGACAGCAGAAGCUGAUCAAGAAUUUCUUAAGAGAAUGCAGUCAUUACUUGCCAAACUGCCAGAGAUGCCUACAAGCCAAUCAGAAUCUCGUGCAGGAGGAGGAGGACCUGCAGGAUCCCCAGGAACUCAGGGUGGAGCCAAUCCCGCCAAUGUAGCUAGUGCCUCACCAGUAACAUCAGUUAAGAAACCAGAUCCAAAUACCAAAAGCAUGAAUUAGCAUCUUACUGUUUUUUUUACGUCUUGUUUCCUGUAGAAAAAAACAUUCCUAAAGAAGGAAGAUGUUGGAAUUUAUUCACUGGUAGUACAGUGUUAGUUUAACAAGAAGAAUGAAUUUAUGGCAUCAACCCAGUUUUUGUUGUUGGAUGUUGUCAUUCACGUGACUUGAAGUAGAGUUCUGUUACUGCCACGCAGUUAGGCAGAGUUGAAAUAAAGUGAGUCUUUACGUUGCCUAA
Messenger RNA from Gallus gallus (chicken), 1378 nucleotides. Its product is annotated as cytoplasmic dynein 1 light intermediate chain 2-like. Gene Ontology annotation, molecular function: dynein heavy chain binding. Gene Ontology annotation, cellular component: cytoplasmic dynein complex; centrosome. NCBI's taxonomy places the organism in Eukaryota, Metazoa, Chordata, Aves, Galliformes, Phasianidae. Gene Ontology annotation, biological process: microtubule-based movement; microtubule cytoskeleton organization. Bases 79 to 1143 code for a protein of 354 amino acids. The record is from RefSeq and is a predicted model, not a curated record. The transcript is spliced from 9 exons.